AUGGGCAAGAUGCAAAAUGGCUUACCAUCACCAGUAGCCAUUCGAAGAGAUUGGCCUUUGAUAGCAAUUGACUUAAAGGACUAUUUUUCGACCCUUAACCAACCACUCCCGCAGGUCGGGGGUCCCCCUCCGGGGGUCGCAAGUGGCGCCCAGACGUGGGGCUCGAGUUACAGACCACCGGUCGGACGGCAGAGGAAACGAGUCCGGAGCUUGUCCCCUAAGACGCCAGUGUGCCCGUGGUUUGUAGUUACCUGUCCUAAAAUUGCCCUAAGCACUUGGGAACAAAUUGGUGAAGAAUUAGAUGAACACUUUCUUACUCAUGGAAGCAAAGCUGACCAAAAAACCAUUAGUCAAUAUUGGAAUCUCUUAAAAAGUAUAAUAGUAAGGGCAGAUGUUGAUUCCAAAAGCAGAGACAUCCUUCAAAAGGCACAGAGUCAUCUGCAAAUUGCCUCCCACGAGUGUUCUCAGGCUUGCUCGAGGUCCAGUUCUUUUGUCAAUCUGUCUGUUAGCAACCCUGACAAAUCCUCCGAGUCAACCCCAUCUUUGUCUGAUAAAAUGAACAAAAUCCGGUCAGAAGUCCGGUCCCUUACUUCAAGUAUUUACCCAUCCUCUCGUGCAGUGGCUACUGCCCCUCCUGAAGAGCCCCUAGACCCUGCUGAUGCACAAAAUCUAGAAAAUGCAGCUGCUACUUAUCAGCAUGCUACUUACCCUCCUCUCUCUGAGCCAUCUCCCUACAAUUCCUCUAUGCCAGACCCCCCUCAAUCUCUUCAUCCACCCUUUCCAAACUCAAAACUUUUCCAUAAAGAUAACCCCCUGCAAGAUUUAAAAGAAAUUGUAACCCUUGAACAGCGCCUCUCUAAGCUUCUAACUAAAAAUAACCUUGCUCUGCAAUUUCCCGUUCUGGAUGGGAGAGGGGAAGAAGAGGAGCCCCCUCGUCCAGCUCCCACUCCUCAACCUAGUAAGCUCCCCCGCCCCCGAACCAGGCAACAAGCUAGACAAAACCCUGACCCCGAUGCUAUUGAGGAAGAGCCUGCUGCUGCUGAAGCUGCAGCUGCACCUGCCCCUAACAGUUCCUCAAUUGAAGAAAAUGAAACUCAUCUCUUAAACCAGCUUAGACAAUAUAAAGCCCUUAAUAAAAAGGAUUUGCAUGAACUAUUUAAAGCUGUAAACACCUACGGCACGUCUGCCCCCUAUACCCUUUCUUGCUUAGAGGCUAUGGGUGGUGGAGGUCUUGUCCUGCCAUUUGAAUGGAAAGAAAUUGUUAAAACUGCCCUUAAACAAGAAUUAUACCUCCUUUGGGAAGUAGAAUUUACUAAUCGCUGCAAAGAAAUUGCAGGCAGUGAUCAAGAUUUUUAUGCAAGAAUAUCUGGCUCUGCUCCCUAUAACCUUUUAGCUCAACAACGAGAUCUUCCCCGUUCUACUUUAACUAGCACAGCCUUAGCUGCCCUUCAGGCAUGGAAGUCCCUGCCCCGUGCCGGUGCCUCCACGGCUCCACUGGCAAAAAUUACUCAAGAAUCAGAUGAGCCCUAUCAUAGUUUUAUUUCUCGGCUCCUAGAAGCAGUAGAAAGAAUUUUGGGAGUAUCUGCCACAGACACUGAUAAUGCCCUAGUAAAACAACUUGCCUUUGAAAAUGCAAACCCUGCUUGCAAAAGCAUCCUUCGUGGCAACCUUAGGGGGAAGUCCCUGCAUGAUAUGAUUUCAUUAUGUCGAGAUGCUGAUCCUUUUGUCCAUAAAGUCACCAAGGCUCUAGUAGCCUUUCAAGGCCAAAAUAAAGGAAAAACUUGCUUCCAAUGUGGGAAACCUGGCCAUUUUGCCUCCCACUGCCCUCAAAAGCAAGCUCCAGCCAUGCAAACAGGCACUACUAACCCUCGCCCAUCCCUCUGCCCUCGAUGCCGUCGAGGCAGACAUUGGGCAGCUGUUUGCCGUUCCAACACUGACAUUGAUGGCAACCCCCUGCCUCCGGUUCAGGGAAACGGGCAGCGGGGUCAGCCCCGGACCCCAGCUUAUACCAACUUCCAGCCGGCCUCGGGGAACAGCCGGCCCAACAACCAGUCAGUUGCCCAGCAAUCUCAGCCAAACCAGUUUGCAGCCCUCUCUCAAACCCUGCCCCAACAGGUGCCAUGCACUCAACCUCUGGUCCCUCGCAGUAUGUUGCCCCCUCAGCAACCUCCCUUGUCAGGGCCACCCCAGGCAGCGCAGGACUGGACCUCGGCGCCUCCUCCCCAAGGAUAUUAA
This is a messenger RNA of Suncus etruscus (white-toothed pygmy shrew), 2235 nucleotides long. Its product is annotated as endogenous retrovirus group K member 113 Gag polyprotein-like. The record is from RefSeq and is a predicted model, not a curated record. The coding region runs from base 1 to 2235 and encodes 744 amino acids. The transcript is spliced from 3 exons. Lineage: Eukaryota; Metazoa; Chordata; Mammalia; Eulipotyphla; Soricidae. Gene Ontology annotation, biological process: viral process. Gene Ontology annotation, molecular function: zinc ion binding; structural molecule activity; nucleic acid binding.